AAUGUAGUCAAAGCCAAACUCCUUGUUUGUUUCCUCACUAGGGAAGGGUAUUGUCGCCAAUAAAAAAGGCUAAAUUCCAAGUUGCAUAUGGAAUGGACUUCCUUAGACCGACAAACCAGAAAAUAUAAGUAGGGAUGUUGUGAUUUUCUCUCUUCACUGAUCAGAUUUUCUUCGAAAAUUACUACGAAGUUGACGCGGAAACAAAAUCCCCAGAAAUUAAUUCUUUGAUUUUUUUUGUAGAAAUCAAGAACAGGAGAAGAUGGGUUCUCAGCAGAACGAAGGAACUAGUGUCACGCCAUCUGAACCCAAGCUCUGCGUGAAUGGAUGUGGGUUUUUUGGGACGGCGGCCAACAUGGACCUGUGCUCUAAGUGCUAUCGGGAUCUCCGUGUCGAGGAAGAGCAGGCUGCUAAGGCAAAGGCUGUCAUGGAAAAAUCUCUCUCCCCCAAAUCGAAGGAGCCUGAGGUUGUUGAUGCGGUCAAGUUGUUGGGUGAAAAGAAGGCUGUUGAGGGGACUCAUGUGGGUUCGGGGGCAUUGUCAUCGUUGGUGUCUUCAUCAUCUGCUGCUGUCAAUGGUGAGCGGGAGGAGCCGAAGGUGCCUCAAAGGUGCUUAAGCUGUAACAAGAAGGUUGGAUUGACCGGGUUUAAGUGCAAGUGUGGGAGCAUGUUUUGUGGGGUGCAUCGGUACCCAGAGAAGCAUGAGUGCACGUUUGAUUUCAAGAUUACUGGCCGUGAUGCGAUUGCUAAGGCCAAUCCUUUGGUUAAGGCUGAUAAGGUGGAGAGGUUCUGAAAAGGGCUUGAAGAUGUCUGGUUUUCGUAAGUCAAUGUUCUCGAUUGAAUAUGCUGGCCUUUCAGGGAAAAAAAAAAAAGGGAAAAUCUUUCUUUCGGAUUUUUAUUAGUUUUAGGUUUGAUUGAAGCUUCAAGGCGUCUGGGUCGGGAUGGUGGUUUGGUUUAGGUUGAUUCCAUAUUCCAUAAUAAAAUGAAUGAAUUGUUACUUAUCAGUUUCUUUCUUAUAAUAGCUAAAGUCUUUUAAAUUGUCGCUUCUAAGGAUUUUUAAUAUAUUAUAAUUGAUUGUAUAUCAAUUGUAUAUAUAUAUACUUGUGUCUGCCAGAGCUAGAAUGUUAUCUA
This is a messenger RNA of Rubroshorea leprosula, 1125 nucleotides long. NCBI's taxonomy places the organism in Eukaryota, Viridiplantae, Streptophyta, Magnoliopsida, Malvales, Dipterocarpaceae. The record is from the annotation of a GenBank genome assembly.